Messenger RNA from Dracunculus medinensis (Guinea worm), 1230 nucleotides. NCBI's taxonomy places the organism in Eukaryota, Metazoa, Nematoda, Chromadorea, Rhabditida, Dracunculidae. The record is from the annotation of a GenBank genome assembly.
AAAAAUAUUUUAGACGGAAGGAAGAAAUCUCAUAUGGAGCGAACGGCUUGUAUCGAAACGGGUAAAGAAACUCUCAUAGAAAUUGAUAAAGAUGGCAAGGGACUGGGUUUAAGUAUUGUCGGUGGAUCGGACACGGUACUUGGCACAGUUGUUAUACAUGAAGUGUACUCUGAUGGAGCAGCAGCUAUGGAUGGUCGCCUUAGAGCUGGAGAUCAAGUUCUAGAGGUGAAUAACGUAUCACUGCGUGGUGUCAGCCAUGAACAGGCGAUUUCAUUAUUGAGGCGGACACCAUCGAAAGUCCGACUUCUUGUCUAUCGUGACGUAAAUCUACAAUUGUCUUUAUUAGAUCCAACACAAAUUUAUAAUAUUUUUGAAAUUGAAUUGACUAAAAAACCUGGUCGAGGACUUGGCAUCAGUAUUGUAGGCCGUAAAAAUGAGCCUGGUGUUUAUGUAUCAGAGGUGGUUAAAGGUGGAGCUGCUGAAGCUGAUGCUCGCCUCAUGCAAGGCGAUCAAAUAUUAGCAGUGAACGGACAAGAUGUGACGAAUUCUAUGCAAGAAGAUGUUGCUGCAAUGCUUAAGGCUUGUACCGGACGCGUUUCGUUAAAGGUAGGACGAUGGAAGUUAACAGAGGCAGCUAAUCGCGUUCACUCAGCUUCAAAAACAGCUAGUUCUGAGACAUCCCGAAAUGGAGCAUUAGCAAUUAAAGCUGCAGCUAAAUCUACAUUAGAAGCUCAAACUGAUAAAAAUAUUGCACCACCAUGUUCACCAUCAUCGAAGUUAGUUAUACCUCAAGUAGCUAUAGACGAUGCUAGCCAGGUCACGUCUGCACUCCAAUCAGAUCUCUCGCCAGUCACCGAAGAACUUAAUAGUAGCACAGAUCAGAAAUCUUUGAUAGCUGAAGAAGAAAGUUCGUCAACGACAAGUCAAAGUAAAGAAAUAGAAUUAAUAACAGAUUUACGGGAAGAUGAUUGUGAUUCCUUAUUGAUUCAGUUGAAGAAGAUACCCGAUCAGCAAUUGGGUAUGGGAAUUGGAAAAAGGACGAGAGGAAUUUUAGUAACAUCAUUGCAGCCAGGAAGUAUAGCUGCUGAAAAACUGAAAGUUGGUGACAGAUUAAUGGCUGUGAAUGGACUUCCUGUCGGUGAUCAGUUAUCAGCUGUUACAUAUGUGAAAGCGAGUGGAGAAAAAUUAUGGUUGCAAAUUUCACGACCACGAAGUCUCUCAAAUGCUUAA